CGAAACCCUCCCAGUCGGCUAGCCGCAACCCCAACCCCGCCGUCGCGUUGCCCCCACCCCGUUGCCAUGGCCUCCCCCGCCGCCGCUUCCCCCGCACGGCGCCUCUUCUCGACCAAGCCACGCACCCGACCACCCAAACCGGCGCCCGAGCCCGCGCAGGCUUCGAAAGCGCCGGCCGGCCAGGCGGCGGCGAAACCCGACGAGCGCCGCGAGUCCCGGAGUCUCAACAAAACCCUGAAGGCCAUCUUCCGGGAGCGCGAUCCGGACAAGCUGGUGUCCCGGUUCAUCGCCGGAUCGACCGCGUCUCGCUUCCGCAACAAGCACCGGGUGUACGAGGUGGCCGUGGCCCGCCUCGCCUCCUUCGGCCGCCACGACGCCAUUGCGGCCAUCAUCGACUCCCAGAAGCCGUUCAUCGAGGCCUCCAGCGUGGGCUUCGCCGCGCGCCUCGUCCGCCUCUGCGGCGGCGCCUCCAUGCCGUCCCACGCCGCCGCGAUCUUCCAUGGCCUUCCACCGAAGCACAAGUCCGUCAUGACCUUCAAUGCCCUCCUCGCCGCCUAUGUCGACGCCAGCGACUUCGACGCACUCACCACCACGUUCCAGCAAAUUCCGGCCUCACACCCCACCAUUAUACCCACUGUAUACUCUUACAAUAUACUCAUCAGUGCGUUGUGCCAGAAGCCGGAGCUCUCGGCUGCCCUCGAUGUCAUCGCGCUCAUGGAGAAGCGUGGUGUUUCCCCCGACAUUAUCUCUUUCAACAUUCUGCUCAAUGGGUUUUACAACAAUGAUAGCUUUGAUGAUGCCGAGAAAGUUUGGGAGAUGAUGAAGGAGAGGAAUAUUGAGCCGGAUGAGAAGAGCUAUAAUGCAAAGCUGCGUGGUUUGGUUUCCCAAGGGAGGGUUGAGGAUGCAGUUGCAUUGAUUGAGAGGAUGCAAAAGGAGGGACCAAAACCUGAUUCAGUGUCCUACAACGAACUGAUUCGAGGGUAUUGCAAGGAAGGGAGGUUGAAUGAAGCCAAGAAGGUAUAUGAUGAUCUGAUAAAGAAUGAAUGUGCACCAAAUCGGGGCACAUUUCAUACCCUUGUGCCACAUUUGGUGGAGGCUGGAGAGCUUGAUCGUGCUCUAAGUUGCUGCCAUGAGAUCUUUAGUAGGAAGUGCAGAGUGCAUUGCUCGUUGCUGCAGGGGGUAGUGACUGCAUUGAUUGCUGCAUCAAGGAUGGGGGAGGCUAAGAGGAUCGUUCAUCUUGGAAGGAAGAACUACUAUCCUCAAAAACAUUUGAGGAUGCCACCACAUACUAGAAAAGACGAGGGUUUGAAGAUGCCGCAACCUGCUGGAGAAGACAAUGAUGUAGAAGCUGAAACUGAUUCAGAAGAUUCUGUAUCAUAUGAAGAUGGGUACAAGGAAGAAGAGGAGUCGAAUAAUGCUCAGUGAGGAUAUACCUUUGUAAUUUAAGCAUUGAUGUGUCAUGGUGAUGCAAACUGAAUCUGCUCUCCUUCUUUGCUGGCCUGAUACAGCAGAAUUGCCUGUACAAUUGCAAUUCUCUAGCACUUUAGUAAGAUAAUGGUUUAUUUUGCUUCUCUAAUGUUAGGUUGAUUAGUAAAAACACCUCUACUUGUUAUACAUGAUAUUAGAAUCAAACCCCUAUUCUUCCCUAGAAUGGCUUGUUUUGGCUUUUUUGUUGCAGGUCUUCAAUAUUGUUAAUUACGUUUGUUUUAAUGCC
Molecule: messenger RNA, 1714 nt
Organism: Sorghum bicolor (sorghum)
Lineage: Eukaryota; Viridiplantae; Streptophyta; Magnoliopsida; Poales; Poaceae
Product: pentatricopeptide repeat-containing protein At3g13160, mitochondrial
Cellular component (GO): chloroplast
Molecular function (GO): protein binding
Source: RefSeq, a predicted model, not a curated record